This is a messenger RNA of Phascolarctos cinereus (koala), 9011 nucleotides long. RefSeq names its product zinc finger protein 831 (gene ZNF831). The record is from RefSeq and is a predicted model, not a curated record. Lineage: Eukaryota; Metazoa; Chordata; Mammalia; Diprotodontia; Phascolarctidae.
UGGCCUUAGUUUCUCUCAGCUUGGCUUUCUUUCUUCCUCAGUAUGACCAGAAAUGGUUCUUCUCUUGGUGAAAUACUGAGUUCAAAGGAUGGGCAAAAAGCUUCUGUCUCUCCUGUGUUUUAUUUGCUACAGUAGAUGUAGAAAUUCUUCCCUUACCCUGCAAUAUGGGAAGAGUAAGAGUAAGAACCAUUAGAAGUCUCUGUGUAACAACAGGCAGCUAACAUCACACCAUCUAAGGAAGCUUUUUAUCUCUUUUUAUCUGGCAAGAGAAACUGAUCUUUCUAUGCCUAUGGAUUGCACCUUUGAUUCAAGUCAGGUUAUUGACUUUUUUGAUCAAACAGCCAUAGCUGAAGAUUACUCCUCAGAAAGAUCACUCCAAUUCCUGGGAUGUGCCAGAGGAUGUGAGAUGGAGGUGCCCCCAGCCAGCUGUUCCACUACACCAGCCACCAGUCAGCCAGUACAGACCCUGUGCCUCCAGGCUUCCCAUAGCAAGCAGACAUCACCACAUCUCACUGGCCCUGUCAUCUUGCAACCCGAACAAAGUCUGCCUCCGACAGUGUAUCUGAAGGCCCUUACCAUCCCACUGUAUCACCCAGUCCAGUCUGGAUGCUUCCAGCCAAGUCAUUCACUGGUAGCCAGUGGUGGCAGCUUCAGCCUGGAGAGCAGCAGCCUGCCCUUAAUUUUGAGCCCGUUGCUGCACUCAGAGAGGACAGAAGCGUCUCAGCCAUGGAAGCCCCAGAGCCAAACAUUGACUGUGAACAUCGUGGGUGCUCUACCUGUCCUGCCCUCUGCUGCCACCUGCUCAGGCACAACCUUGGGAAGCCCAGGGAAGAACCGAAAUGCAGGAAAGUAUCUGUGCCGGCACUGUGGGCGGGACUGCCUGAAGCCCAGUGUCCUCGAGAAGCACAUCCGUUCCCACACCGGAGAGAGGCCUUUCCCUUGUACCACUUGUGGCAUCGCCUUUAAGACCCAGAGCAAUCUGUACAAGCAUAGAAGGACUCAGACGCACAUUAACAAUAGUCGACUGUCAUCAGAGUCUGACAGCAGCAGCCUCCUGGAAGAUGGUGACAGGCUGGGAGAAACCCUCCCACAGCCCUCCAGAACAGAGCAGAGUGGUGAGGAAAAAGAAGAUGUGGGAGAGGAAGAUGGGACUUUGGAAAUCACUGCCUCUCCCCAUACCCAGGGAACUGUGCCAAUGGGGCCCUUGGCUUUGAAGUCUUUUCCGUUCAAGAGCCUGGAGAUGAAACCUGAGAUUCCUCUAGGUCAUGGGUCCACUCUUGUAGCCUCAGACAAGGAGGCCCCACUGGAACCUCCACACAGGGCUUCCCCAGGGCUUUUGCCAGCAGGCGUGCCUCAGAGAUGGAAGAUGCAGGAACAGCGAUCUCCAACAGCCAGUAAGCACAGCCAGCUGCAAAGACAGCAAGCAACCUACUCUGAGAAGCAUUGGGACUUGAAGGUGUCUGAAAGCAAGCUGAAGAAAUGUGAGAGCACUGACUCAGGCUACCUCUCACGGUCUGACAGUGUGGAGCAGCAGGUGCUGUCCGCUAGUCCCCUGCACAGCCUGUCUGAACACAGUGUGGAGUCAGAGAAUGACACUCCUCCUGGGCUCCCAAAAGGAGUGGCAUCAGCUGGUGCCAAAGUCCAUCUUGGGGAAAGAGCAAGCACCCUGAUGCUGGAGAAAAAGAAGCUAGAGGAACACAUUUCCAAACUCAUCUCCCACAAUAAGGCUGUGGUGGACGACACCCACCUGGACAACGUCAGGCCCAGGAAGACCAUCCUCUCAAAGCAGGGAAGCAUCGAUCUCCCUAUGCCUUAUACUUACAAGGACUCCUUCCAUUUUGACAUCAGAUCCCUCAAAACCACCGGGAAGAAGAAUAUUACAUUAUGCUCUGUCAAAUCCACCUACACUCCCCUUGAAAAAUCCAAGCCUCUCUUCUUCCACUCAGUCCCUACUCAAUUUUCCACCACCGUGGAUUGUGUGCCUGUCACAAGGAGCAAUUCCUUGCCAUUUGUUGAAGGCACCAGAACCUUCCAGGAGAGGUCGGAGAACCCUUGGACAUCUUGCCUCUCAAAGCAGCCCCUAAGUCCUGGUUCCUCGUGUCGUGUGCAUGACAACAGUUCUGGUGCUGUACCUAGGUCUGUGGAUUGUCCCAGCAGUCACCCUCGGGCCCUGGUCAGACAAGUUGCUGUGGAGGAUCUGCCUCUGGGUCAUCCCACUGAUAACCAGACACCAACAGAAGAUCACAAUGGUGGGAAAAAACCAAGUGGGGAGGAGACCUCUGUGAGAUGCAAGGUGGCAGGAAAGAAAUUCAAUAAAAAAAAACUGAAGAUGUUCUCCCAGGAGAAGUGGCAAAUGUAUGGGGAUGAAACAUUUAAGAAAAUAUACCAGAAAAUGAAAACCAGUCAAAGUAUCAAGAAGCCAAGGGAAACAAGGCUGUGUGACAUGAGAAACUUGGGCUAUGACACAAAGGAGGCUGAGGGUGGAGAGGGUGUAGCAGGGCCCGGCAACACCAGGGCUGCUACAUGUGGGGGUGUUAUUUUGAGCCCCCAGGUCGUGUCUCCAUUAGGGGCAAAAGUGACAGAGCCUGACCCUAUGGGACCUCAGCAAGCCCAGGCAGUUUCAUCGUCUGAGAAUCCGAGUAGUUUUGCAGAACUCAAGGAAACAUCUCAGCCGAUAAGAAGCAGUGCCCAUCCUAGAGUGAACAGAGCUGGGUCAUCUCCCACCCUUAGCUGUAGCAUCCCCUCCAAUGUGGUUCAUCACAUAGGUAACCAGAACCAUUUGCCAACUCCAAAUGGCAGCGGGGCACUGCUAAGGGAAGCCCCUGCACCAUCCCCCCAUGCCCUCAAUGUUGAGAAUAGGACAGCUUUCACUCCCAUUUCACAGGAUUCUUCCACCUUUAUCCUAGAUCAGGAAGCCAUUCUUCCCAGUGAUGGGGAAGACAAGGAGAGGCAUCAGUGGGCCCAGAUGGUUCUGAGGCUGUGCAGCUGUAGCCCUGGCAAAACCUUGCCAGAGUCAGAUAAGCUCCCAUCUGAAAGAAAAAAACUGAAGGUGGAGGAACUGAGUAGUAAAAAGAAUCGGGUCUUGGAAUUGGGAGGGGAGGGGAGUAAAGUGCUAGAUUGCUCCUCCCCUGCUAACUCCUCAGAAUCUAGGACAGAUAAAGCCCAGGAGGGAGAGAGUGGCUUAGACACCAGACCAAGUGAAUGCAGCUGGAAUACUGAAGGAAUCUCAGAGAGAGAGAACAGCAGUGACUAUGGUGGUACAGGAGAGGCCAUGCCAUCUGUCUCAGAUGCAGAGAAGGUGUCGUUGGCAUCAUUUUCUGCUAUUCUGGGGCUUGGAUUGACAAACAGAAAAUACUCCAAACAUUCUUCUUUUUGCGACUCUGCAGCUGUAGGAACCAGGAAGAGUCCUGAGCCCCCAGAAGGAAAUCAUUUUCCUUCUUUAAUUACAGCUGUAAAUGCAACUUCUGGGCUGACCAUUCCUCAGAAAGAAAAUGCAUUUUCUCCGAAGUAUAUCCUCCAGUUACCUCAAGAAGAGACUCGAACAGAAUUAUCAGUUACCACGAGCAAGGAGCAGGAAAAUAUGUCCCUCAGAGGUGGCAAAAAGGCAAAUGAGGUUGAAUCUGUGGCUGAGCCUUUCUCUCUCCUCCAGGCAGAAUGUUCAGCAGGUGGGUUGGGGUUGCAGCUUAAUAGAAUGACGUCCGCUAUGGCGUUGGCAUCUUGUUUGUCUCCCAGACCGGUCUGCUCCACCGACAUCCUUGCUGAGCCAGCCAGCGGCAAUGAGAGUCCCAAACACACACAGCCAAAAGAUGUGGGGGCAGAGACUGGAGACACAGCAGUUGGUAAGGCACAAGCAGCUGAGGAGACAACAGACAGAGCCCCAUGCUGCUCCAAACAGGUCCCUGUUUCUUUUGGCUCUGUGUACACAAGUAGCUUUCUCAUAGCAACUGACAUUAAAAGUGAGGGUCAGCUCUUCCGCCACCUGCAUUCAGGGAGUACCACUUUAUUGGUGACGUCCACAUCUGGAAGCAGAAUGUCUUCUUGGGGUACUUCUAAACAGCUGCUUCAGGGCUGGGAGUUGUGUGAGGCUUCCUCCAGUGGCCAGGAGCAUCCUCUGGAAGGUUUGGAGGGCUCUCCCAGGUCACUGGAGAAUGCCAGCAUCUGCCACUCAUUUGAAAGCUUUUACUGCCAUGCUCUUACUGCUCAGCACCAAGACUCCCCUGCCUGGCCCCAAAUCAGCCUGACUUCACACUCAGGGUACUCUCGGAGCUCGGGGGCCAGGGGCUCCUUCCCCUCCCUAAGUGCCGAGCCUCGUCUUACGUGGUGUUGCCUCAGCAGGAGCCUCCCUCUGCCAGCAGAACAGAAGGAGAAGGCUCACUCAGUGUAUUCUUCCUUGCACAUCUGUGACAAUAACUCUGGGGAAGAGGGCACAAGUUCCAGGAGGGACUUUUCCUUUCUCAAUGUGAAAAAGACCCAGGCAGUCACGUAUGGAUUGACAAGUGGAAACCUGAAAACACUGGUAUCUUCACUGUCAUGGGGGCAGCAGAAACCAAAGCUGUCCCGGGCAAUAGGUGCAGGGAGAGUGUCUGGUGAAAAGGUUUCAGAGCCAGAGAAGAAGAGAAGAGUGCCCUGUAGGAAGGGGAAGGCACCUACAAAUCCUCCUGGUGUGAGCAACAAACAGAAGAGAAAGAUCAACCCCAAAAGGUAUAAACGAGGUCAUCUACAAGGAUGUGUUCAUCUAAAAGCGAGCCGAUUUUGGAAGCAACGUUGGAAACUGAGAAAGCAGCACUUUCCUCCUACACAGGAUGGCCUUGAAAAAUGCAAGACUUGUCAGUCUCCUUCACCAGACCAAACAGGUCCAAGUCUACAAGGGACAUCAUCUGUCACAAUCUCAGAACUGUCAUUUUGCUGUGAGGAUGACCCGAAGAGUGAAGAUAACAGUAAAAAUAACUCAGGAAACUUUUCUCACAGUAUAAGUUCAAGAAGCUUCCAGGAAACAGACAAUCUACAUGUGGAAGAUCUGCCUCCAUCUGCUAGUGAGUGUGGUGAUCCCUCUCUUCAGAACACUAUCACCACUUCAGGAUUACCUCUGCAAACACACUGUGGCUUGGCCACAGCUAAGGUUAAGCCUUUUGCAUAUGACAGUGGCCUCCAUACUGGAUUACUGUUGACUCCUUCCCAAGACACAUCGAAACACAUUUCAAUAGACUCAACUCCAAAAAGUUACUUAGAUCCUUUGGGGCCUUCUUGUUUGAAUGCCAGGGGAACAUUUCAUCUUCCUGAUGCUGUCACAUCUGUAUCUGCCAUUUCUAUUUCUUUAGGGGCCAAAUCAAACCACAAAACCCUGAGAAUUCAUAGUGAUGAGUCUCAGGCCCGAGGUUUGGCAAUAGCAGACCCUCUGUCACAAAACAUCCCAGACAGAGAACCUAUAGUAGUAGGUAAGUCAUGUUCACAUUUACCAGAGAAACCUUCAUCUGGAUCAAGAAUUUCAUGCUCAGUUUCAAUGGGCCUGACUGGGAAGACUCAACUGGAGACAUCAUCUUCAGGAUUUAGCACAAGUAGUUUACAUCAGGUGACAGUGAGACCUCGGACAUACUUUUCUACCAGUAGCUAUUAUAGCUGUGGGGAAAAGCAUGGAACCUGUGAAGAUGGAAGUAAUAGUGAGAAAAGCCAAGUAACUAGAAUGGUCACAGUUAAAGAGAGCAUCAUUGCUGCCGGUCCUGGAGAGUCCUCAAACAUCUCUGGAGUAACUUCUAAAAACUUCAAGAAGAGGAGCCUGGAAGGGAUGAGGAAGCAAACUCGAGUAGAAUACAGUGACAGCAGUAGUGAUGAUGAAGACCGUCUAGUUAUAGAAUUGUAGAGACUCUAGAGAACAGAAGGGAUAUUUUAUAAAACAACACAGGGAAUAGAAAUACCUAGAAACAUAAAUGCCACUGAGUUGACAGGAAAAAUGAAUUUCUGUCAUGCACCUUAAGAUUAGGAAAAAACCUUCUUGGAUGCUAGAGGCCAAAUUAUGGCAAAAGGCUUACUACCCUCCACUGUAUGGCUCUGGGUGACAUUAGUGUGAACUAAAAAGGCAGCUUUGCUUCAGCAAGGGUAGUCAUAAAGGUAUUGUUUCUGAAUAGAACCUGUAAAUAUUCUCUGCACCUCAACUCCCUGCUGCAUUAAGACUCUCUUUAUAUCCCCUCUUUCUCUUUAGUUUUCUCAAUCCUUUGUUCCCAAGAAGGGGCACCAUGACUGUGUACAAGUAUCAAAGAAGUCUCUGAAAUGUUGGUGAACCAACAGUCAGUGAGGGCCACUUUAGAGAUGAGGAAUAUAAGGUCCACACUCCUUAGUAUAAAUGUGUUGAGAGAUAGGGUUUUUGGGUAAUUGAAUCGUGUAAAAUGAGUGUCAUGGUUUUAGAGCUGGAAAGGGACCUUCGACAUCAUCCAUGAUCAUCUGAACCUUUUCAUUUUACAGAUGAGGAAACUGGGGCCUAGAAACAUCAAAUGACUUGUCUAGGGUUACAUACUCAGUGACAGAGUAGGGAUUCAAACCCAGGUCUUCUGACUCCAAAUCAAGCUCUGUUUCCACCACAACACAAUCCCCCAUUAGGGAAUGUAAGCCAGUUCUGAAUAAUUGAAUUCAGAUUUACACAAAAACCCUGAGGUUUGGCUACGAUAACCAGCUUUUUUAGUGGGUGUUGUAAAUAUACUCCAAACUCAUAUGACGUUAUGAAAUAAUCCUUUUUAAAUGUUGUGCAAAUGACCAAUGCUCAUUUAUGAUCAGAUAAUACAAUCAUGUUCUGCUUCUGUGGCUGGUGCCUUUUCUGUUGAGAACUUUAAAAAUCCUUGAUUUUGUAGUUCUUCUUUGAGAAUAGAGACAUUUAACAGCUAAUUGGGGCAGUUUUCUGCAAUGAGAUUUUUGGAGAGUGGGGAAAUAAUAUCACAUGACUCUCAGAUUUUAUUUUUGUCAUAUGUUUUUGUCCAAACAAUUUCAAUUAGAGGGCUAUAGUUUUGCCAAUAUCCAAAGCUCAAAUCAGUGCCCUGUUGAUCUAGGAGAAAAGGCUUUUGGAUUUGUUCCAGAAGCAUGAAGGAUACAAAAUUAAAUGGAGUUUGAUGCUGUUUUAAGUUUUAGUCAUUUUAUUUGAGAGGUUUACUAUGAAUGAAGUCUUAGUGUAUUAUAUAAAUCAGACUAGAACCAGAUUUUUAAAAAAUUUUAAAUACUCCUAGCCAUAACAUGAUUCAGUGAAUAAAAUAACAGACAUAUGUCACUCCAUCUCCUAGAUGUACUGUAUUUUUGGUUUCUCUCUUUUAAAUGGUGUAGAAAAGUUUAAAGAGGUUUUCAAUGCUAUGUUAUAAUUUUAUACUUGCCUUUGGUAUGAUUUUGUACAAUUUUGAAAUUUAUAUUGUAGGAUCUUUUGGAUUAACUUUCUUGUAAUGAUGUUUAUGUGCCUACUUAUGCUUCAGAGGAAAGAUGAAAAUGAGAAAUAUCUCAUGUAUCGGAUGAUGUUGCAAUGAGUCUUAGCCCUUAUCUACGUAUGGUCAGCUUCCAAUGACCUUCAUUUGAAUUAACUACUUUUAGGAUUACCUAUGCGAGCUCUCUCUAUUAUUCAGAUUAUAUGUACUAUCAGUUAACAUGUUCUUAGAGAGGGCAAACUAACUUCAGUACUACCUAAUAAAAACAUAAUUGGGAGAUCAUUAUUCAUAUGACCUUGGGCAAGUCAUUUAAAUUCUCUGAUCUUCAGUUUCCUCAUCUGUAAAAUUAGGAGGUUGGACUAGAUGACCUUUAAGGUCCUUUCCAGCCUGAGAUCUGUGAUCCUAUGAUCCAGAGCUAUCUACACGUAGAUGCUUUAAAGCUCCCUCCAUAACUACAUAUUGAAACCCCUCCAUGUCUUUUGAUCCUGUGAAAUUCUCAUCCAUAUAAUUUCAUAGCAGCUGAGCUGGCCAUCUAUUGUGUUUCAUUGUGUAUACUUGCCUGCAUCAUUUCAAAAGUUACCUUGCUAUUUUUUUUAAAAUCCCUCACCAUUUCAAAACCAAAUAGGAUUUUUGGAUCAUGUGGUAAAGUACCAGCUGCUUGUCCAGGAGGGCUUUCUUGUGUCCAGUCUACGGGCAGCUGCUAUUCUUAUUCCUUUUAAAGUUACUUUCCAUCUACUCUAUAUUUAUCUCCUGUGUUCUGCUUUAUAUACAUUGUUUCCUCCUUUAAACUAUAAGCUUCCUGAGGGAAGGGAUCGUGUCUUUUCUUUGUGUCCUCAGCCUUAGCACAAUGCUUGGCACAUAGUUAGUCUUUAACAAAUGCUUGUUGAUUGAUUGAACUGCUAUAAUCUUCCCUCAGUCAGCUUGAACAAUUAAAAGUUGCCUAUUUUCCAAACAUGAGUUGAAUGGUCUUGAGAAAUUCCUGAGUGUGGACAUCUUUGAUGACUCAUUCAACAUAAAAAGGCUGGUUCUUACAGAGUGAAGUACCCCAGCAAAGAAAAUCCUCUUUGUCCUGAAGACUGCCAUAGGAAGAGAAUCAGAGAUCUUUUUUGUGCCCAUUCCACCCGGGCUUCUACUGAGACUCGACUAGUUAGCUGGGCCAGAAAUACAAAUAUCAUGUCACCAAAUGGUAAUGACUUCAGGACAAAGAUAAAAAGUCAUUGGUCCAUUAGCCAAUUUUGCUAGCUGCCUCUUGGCUCAUUCCUCAAGGACAGGUAUCAAUAAUGUGUUCCGAUAAUUGAGAAUUCAGGUUGCAUUUUAAACAUUUGUUUUGUCUGUUGGGGAGGAAGGGGAAAGGGCUGUGUAAAAAUGCACAUAGGUGGCCCAUUUGGAAACAUUCUUGCAAGUGUACCUCACUGUGUACAAUGCAUUUCUGAAAAGCUACGUUUAAGCUGAUUUUUUUUUUGUAAAUCCAAUUAUUUAAAAUAUUGUAUAUGGGGGGGUUGUAGAGAAGGGCUUGUUAUUUAAAUUUUAUGGUGAAUUCCUUUUUGUAAAGCAUUCUUUUGUAAAAAUGAAUAACCACUCUAAUUUUUAAAAUCUGGGUUUUCCUGGUUUUGUAAA